Molecule: messenger RNA, 3694 nt
Organism: Toxoplasma gondii ME49
Lineage: Eukaryota; Apicomplexa; Conoidasida; Eucoccidiorida; Sarcocystidae
Exons: 7
Coding region: 851-1786 (311 amino acids)
Source: RefSeq, a predicted model, not a curated record
ACAACUUUGACACCGUAGGAAUUUGCUGUGUCGCCGACAGUUUUCCGUCGCUGUCAGUAGUCCCACCUGGAGUAAGCUAUUACAUUCUUGGGGGUACUCCCGAUGAUCUGUUCGCUGUUGCAACAGUUCGUAUCGAUAGUCUCGCCAGAACAGGACUAGGUAUUCGCAUCUCGAUGCAUGCUCGGCAAGGCAACACCUCUGAGCGUCUUUUCCAGGACGAGGACCCCCCUUUGGUAUUCGUCCUGACUUGGUACCUGCUCUAUUGUUUAUUUAAUUGUCGGGCACGAUAGCGUGAGUGCACUGCAAUUUAUUGUUGGAUGUGACCGUUUCCACAUGUAACAAAUGCGACGUGAUCACCCUUUCUUCUGCGGUUGAGGAUCUGUGGCCGGUCAACAGAAGCACCAGAGACGACGCCGGCCGCUGUCUACACUAACCAGAGUUACUUCUGUGGGGAUGCCGGACGUGCUGUCUACCAGCGCGUACACUGGUGGAAAUUCGAGGAGUAUGAUUCUCUUGAGUCCGCACCGCUGGUAUACCUUCGCAGACUGUUAUCUGUCCCCGUUUCUCGCCUCCUGCGGGUUUGUUCGAUUGCGAUAUUGUGGACAGUCAAUCGACAGGUGGUGCAGUGUUGUCUAGAUGUCACAUCGACAUCAUGACUUCAAGAGUUAUAUAACCAAGAAACAAUACAGUGAGCACGCGGCGAACCCUCAAGUUCGACGUUGCCCGCGUCCUUUUUGGAUUAUUCCGAGUGGCAAUUGCCUGUGCUGCGAACCGGCCAGCAAGCAUUCUGUCAACCGCGUCGCAGCUGCUGCUGUGGCAGAUACUAGUCGAUGCUGUUUGCGGUGAUACAAUGAGCAGCGCGGCAGAUGAUGAACUACCUCGGAUUCUUUUCCUUCACGGGAUGGAUGGAGGCCCUGCCGGUAACAAACAACGGCUUCUGCAACGCGCCGUGGGGAGAAGCAACUUCCUGGCGCCUGAUCUGAAGAGCCGUAAAAUCGUCCUGCUGUACACGAUCGCCUUUGGUGGCUUCGUGACUCUGAUUCUCGGUUGCGUCGUGCUCUUCUGGAUAUUCACUGCUCACAUCCAUGCUAUCCUUUUCACCAUGGCUGCGGUCCCCGUCUGCUUUCUCGCGUAUUACUUGACUGGUCGGUGGUUGUCAUCACUUAUACUGACCACAGGUGUUCGCGAGGCAUCUGCGGCUUUCCACAGAUACAGGCCACAAGUUAUUGUAGCAUCUUCAUUUGGUGCGGUUGUAGCGUUCCACAUGGAUAUUCCGAAGAUGCCGCUGCUGCUGUUCACUCCGGCCCAAGAAAUGUACAGGCGAUACCUAAGGAUACCGGAUCAGAUGUCUCUGCGCAACUAUCCAUAUACGCUGAUCGUGCAUGGGAGUCGUGACACGGUUGUGUCACUUCAAGACUCAAUUCGCCUCGUUGAGACAUCAGAGCUCGGUCGGUGUAGACUCGAGGUGGUCGAUGACGACCACAGGUUGCGUUCUCUUACUCAGCAGGAGAUAAGCGCCUGGAUUGAGGAGGUUUUCAGACGAGGAAGGGCGAAUGUGUUACUGCUGGCUCAACAGGGCGACAAGUCAGUAGAUCCGUCACUGUAUGAAACUCGCAACUUGGAAGCAGGGGAUCAGCAAGAAGAGGACGAAGAAACAACAGAAGCUACAAACACAGAACAUGGAGACGCAGCGUCUGCUUUUGAGGGUGAGGUUGGAAAAGGUGACGACGUAGUCAGACGGUCACAAAUGUCCACCUCAACAGAGGCUGAUUCCCUUCUGGCUUAAACGGAUCGCGGAAUAUCGGCCCAUACAGAGGAAACGGGCCGGUAGAGGCGAUCGGAUGUGUUUUAACAUGCCGUUUUUGAAAACAAGGGGCGAGACCUUAGGUGGUCGUCCUUCUCCGAGUGCAGCGGAUCUGGCGACUCAGUGAACGGAAGGUUGGUUUCGCUGAAAGGGUUCGACGCGCACGCGGUUGAGAGUAAAAUGUGCUCGAUAUCUUGUAGAGAGCAUAAGCAAGGCCUCAGAUGUGAAGGUUCAUAUAAACUGAAAUUGGGGGCUUUGGAAGCCUAUGCAUCAUUUGUGUCUAGGAGUAAUGAAAUUGUGGUGACGCCAAAAGAAGCAAGUUACGGCAGAGGACCGAUUUUGUCGGAAAUGAGGCCAUCGCCGAUCGCCCUUACCCCUGAAUCCCGUUCGCACACUAAGCCGGCAGCUACGAGAUGUGUUUUUAUCUCGCUUGUCGUCGUGGCGACUCUUUUUGGGAAGAACUGACAACAACGAAGUUCAAGAAAACGCAGUGGUGCAACGUAGCCAAAAUGGAUACUUUGUUCAGCGAAGAGUUGUCAUAUUCACCGGUGCUGCUGUUGUGCCCUCUUUUGCCGUUGACAGUCGGGAGAAACAGAUAACUGAUGCGGCUGUCCACCUGUGUGUAUCAAAGUCAUGCUGUUCUGAUGGACGCACGCUUUUGUCGGCUUUGUGUAUGUGCCAGCAAAUCGUUUGUAGCUGUGUGUCUGCAUCGAACAACAGAGAGAACAUAGUACCCCAAAGGGGUGAUUAGAUCUGUAGGUUCGUUCUUCUGGUGUGGUGGGAUUAUCAGCGCUUUAAAUUGUGCGUCUUCCGCGUUGUUUUUUUCUUGUCUCCUGCCACCGCAUCCUGCGUUUCAUGGCUGGGAUGGAAUGACAGAAAACACCCGAGCAGGAGAUUGUAUCAAACAUAUCGAAAUGCCAAGAAUAAAGGCUUUAGCACGGACGUCAAGAAGAGGCAGCAAGGGGGGCGGCGAUUCUCGGUAUCGAGUUCGGGAAGUCCCGACGUAGCAGGACCACGGCUGCUCAGUCAUCUCGGGAGCGUCUGAAGCGAGCAAUUCAGGCCCCAUGUCCCAGUGAACACUACUGCCAUAUUCAGUGUACUUCGCACUGUAGCGAACUGCAUAUCUCUUGUUCUGAGUGAGAAAGUGCGUGUGGCGUUAUCUUCCUGCAUAACCACAGCCACCUACGUAACUAAGAAAGUAUGCGCUUCGGUACAGAAAGACACAUACGGAACAGCAGUCGUUUCAUCUGCAUUAGAUGUGUCGAGCGUUGUUCAGGGUCCAUCACGUUUCACCUACAAAAGCCAUUACACGAUGAAACGCUUGACUAACUGCACAAGCUGGACGGCGUGACGAAGCUCGCACUAGUUUUCAGAAACAAUACUUUCAGCUUGCGGUUCCCCUCCGGUAAUAUGAUAGUUCCCUUGCACAGUCGCUUCAUUAGUUGAGCUUGACCGUGGACACAUUUGUGAGGUUUUGUCGUGUCGCCACAAACUGCAUUCAAGCCUAGAGAGGAUGUGGGACUACCGGCGGUGACGCAGUGCCAACAAAUGUUGGAUUGGCUCCUUUGGGGAUAUACUAGUGCAACGUUUUACAAGGAAAAAAUUCCACACAUUUGUGUCAAACGCAACACCGAGCAUGCUCUAACCGCUACGAGAUAGACUUCUCGAUCGACACAACGCAGUAACGCACUUUUGUGAGCACGCUUUCUCUCGACAGAUGCUGUGGAGUCACAGUGAUCAAGCUCAUUGGCGUACAGCUAAAGGGAAAAAUUAGUCAAGUCGUAUUUUGUGAUGGACAUGGCAGCGAAGCAUCUGGCGGAACAUGCAAAGAAACACAACCUUUUGGGAUGCGAUUGUCAUAGUUUAGAAACACUUAAAUCAAGCUGUUAU